Agrilus planipennis (emerald ash borer) is the source of this 713-nucleotide messenger RNA. Its product is annotated as non-structural maintenance of chromosomes element 4 homolog A-like. NCBI's taxonomy places the organism in Eukaryota, Metazoa, Arthropoda, Insecta, Coleoptera, Buprestidae. Gene Ontology annotation, cellular component: nucleus; Smc5-Smc6 complex. Bases 124 to 588 code for a protein of 154 amino acids. The record is from RefSeq and is a predicted model, not a curated record. Gene Ontology annotation, biological process: DNA repair. The transcript has 2 exons.
CGCUUAAAAGGUGAUAAUGAUUUUGAGCCUGAGAAGUUAUUUAAACUCCUAAAUGUUGCCAACAAUUUAAUCCCUCAGUUGCCUCAACUCAGCUUUUUACAUGGUACAUUUGAUCCAAAUGUAAUGCCUGAACCUAAGCAAAAAAAAAUAGUACAAAGACAAGCCCCAGAGAAAUUGGAGAAAAAAAAAUUGCAACAAGUUAAAACAAUAGAUAAAGAGGAGGAUAAUAUUAAUGAAACGAUUAACGUUUUAGAAAGUUUCUUGAAAAGGGAAUAUGAAGAAAAUAGGCAAACACCUAUUAAGUACUUUAAUUUUGUAAUUGACAGUGAAUCUUUCGAAAGGACCAUUGAGAAUAUGUUUUAUUUUUCAUUUUUGCUAAGGGAUGGAAAAGCCUCUCUAGAAAUUGACAAUGAUGGUAUACCAGUGGUAGCUCCAAAGUCUAAACGGGAUCUAGACGAGUUUCGUAAAAAAGGGGGAGUUAAUACACAAAUGAUAUCUUCUAUGGACAUAGAACAGUGGCAGGUAAAAGAGAAAAUAAUCAAUAUUAAGCCUCCCAUUCCAAAACGAGGAUCUGAAAAAGAAAUCUGAACUGGUAAAAUCGAAUUUAUGAGAUUAAAGACGAUUCAGAAUAAUCGAAACUCUUCAAAAUUAAUUAGAACACUUAAUUUAAAUGUUAAAAUACAUUUAUUUCAAAAUUAAUGAUCAACUAUGAG